GAAAACAGAAAAGGUUAACGAAUAAACAAACAAGCGCAAUUUGUCCAUUUUUUUCAUCCUUUCGAUUAUCACAACGAUGCGCGUGACAGCGGAAAAGACGCACUGUUUGUUUUCCUUUCUAUAGAAUUGUGCAGUUGCAGGCCACAACCCUACAGCUAAAACCAUAACAACAAAACCACCCUUCUUCCAUUCAUAUAUUCCCUUCCCCAUCACAAACACAUCCAUUCCAUCCUUCAAUCUCUGUUUUUCUCCUUUGUGCGUGUGUUUCCCACAAUCAUUCUAUAAUCAAAAAUUAAAAAGAAAUGGGUUGUGGGAAAUCCAAACCGCUCGAUGUUGCUUCUGCAAACACCGUUCUCAAGAGCAAGAGCAAGAAAUCUAUCGUUGAUGAUUCUAAGGUUGGCCUUAAUAAUGGGACAGAAACUGUUCAAACCAAAACCGCGGACAACAACAAUGUUGAUAAUGAAAUUUCAAAACCGGAACAAAAGCGCCAUGAAAAUGUUAAAAUGGUUGUUGAGGAGCCCAAUGUCGUUGUUGUUCCUAAUGAGAUAACGAAUUUUAAGCAAGAGAAUGCAUUGGAGAAGAACCUGGAAGGUGAAGGUGAUGUUUCUCAGAAUAAGACACAAGAAAUCAUUGUUGCAGAGGAGAAAAAUGAUUCAUUGGAAAAUAAAAAUCAACCUGAACCUGCAGAAGAAGCAAAAAUAGUAACGGAAAAUCAAAAAGAGGAAGGGACUUUGGUCAAGGAAGUUAAAGAAGAAGAAAAACAAGAAGAGGCUUUGGUUAAGGAAGAAGAAGAAACUAAAGACACAAACCAGGAAGAAACUCUUAUCAAGGAAGAAGAAAAAGAAGAAAUCAAAGACACAAAGGAGGAAGAUAAUGUGGCCAAGGAAGAAGUAAAGGCUCAGGAAGAAGAAACCGAAGAAACGGCUCAGGAAGUAGAAACAAAAGAGGUGCCUAAGGAAGAAGGAACCAAGGAAAUGGCUCAGCAAGCAGAAACCAAAGUAACGACUCAGGAAGAAGAAACCAAAGUAAUGGCUCAGGAAGAAGAAACAAAAGAGGUGUCUAAGGAAGAAGAAACCAAAGAACCUGUCCACGAAGAAGAAAUCAAAGAGACAGCUAAGGAAGAAGAAACCAAAGAAGCGGUUCAGGAAGAGAUUGUGGCCAAAGAAGAAGAAACCAAUGUGACAAAAGUUUCAACCUCUGAAGGUGAUGAACAAAAUGAUAUCAAAUCUGAGCAGCAGGGACAAUGAAGAAUCGAAACUGGAUGGAGAUAAUACAGAAGUAGCAACUUCAAUAUAUAAUUGAGGAUGUUUUCUAUUUGACAAUGUUACAAAGUAGUAUUAAUCAUGUUGUCAAGCUUGAACAUGCAUUGUACGUUCUUAUUCUCUGAGUCCUCAUACAAGAGUUAUUCAAAUGAAAUACAUACUAUAAUCAGAUUGAUUAAUCUAUGUUAAGGCACCAAAAACUUCUCAAUCUCGUGUUCUUUGUUUUUGUAUUAAUCUAAAAGUAC
Molecule: messenger RNA, 1507 nt
Organism: Medicago truncatula (barrel medic)
Lineage: Eukaryota; Viridiplantae; Streptophyta; Magnoliopsida; Fabales; Fabaceae
Product: cilia- and flagella-associated protein 251
Exons: 3
Coding region: 303-1247 (314 amino acids)
Source: RefSeq, a predicted model, not a curated record